AUGCCCGGGUCGCCCUGGUCCCGAGACCGCGAUCCGCAGCCCCAGAGUAAGCGGCACAGCAUCACCGACCGCAUCCUCGGAACCUUUGGCCAGGCUCGCAAGGACACGGCUGCCUCGCCCCAGCGUCGCGCAUCCUCGUCGUCGACGGGCCAGUCGCCCAUUCCGCGCAUCAUGCAGUGGCUCGAGUCGUGCAAGGCCGAGCAUGGGUUCCACUGCUGCGCCGACCUCGACGACGACAACCUUACCUGGCGCCCGCUCCGCCUUGUUGACACGUUCGAGCGCCGCCUGGUCCCUGCGAAGCCGAGAGACAGGUAUGCUGCCCUGAGCUACGUCUGGGGUGUCGCGCCGCCGCGCAACGGGCCCGAGACGGCUGCCCAGCUGCUCAGCACCAACCUCGAUGCUUUCCAACUGUCCCUGCCCGACACGGACAUCCCCCGGACCAUUCUCGAUGCCAUCUGGCUUGCCAAGAAGCUAAGACUCCGCUACCUCUGGGUGGAUAGGCUGUGCAUUGUCCAGGACGACGAGCAGGACAGGGCCGACCACGUCCAGCAUAUGGCCUUUGUCUUCGCCAAUGCCCAUCUCACCAUUGUCGCGGCGCACGGAGACGCCAACACCGGCCUGCUCUCCCUGGACCCGCGACGGCCGUCACGUAGCGCUCGGGAGGGCGCCAAGGACCACAACGAUCUUCUCCUCGCCGCGAGAUGGAACACGCGGGGCUGGACGCUCCAGGAACUCCUGUACUCGCGCCGCGCUGUCUUCCUCUUCGAGGAUGCUGUCACCUGGGAGUGCCACUGCGAUCUCUGGCAGGGCAACACGACGGGCGCCACUCAGGCGACGCGCAGGAGGCGGCACGAAUGCGCCAAUCGCAUCUCUCCUGCCGCCUUUGGCUUCCAGCAUUCGCCGUGGCCCGAUCUGGACGAGUACGCGCGCAUUUGCAUGGACUACAGCUGUCGGCGGCUCACGCUCGUCGACGACACACUCCCGGCCUUUGCGGGCAUCACACACGUUCUCUCCCGCGUCUUCGCCGGCGGCUUCGUCUACGGCAUGCCACUCUUGUUUCUCGACAUUGCCCUACUCUGGCGACCGCAGGCUACGAUUCGAUGGAGAGCCCCGUCGCGCCCGCCCUUUAUCCCGUCGUGGUCGUGGAUGGGCUGGUGGUUUGAUGGCGUCUCGGUCGACCUCAGUCUGUGGAGGGCGGCGGCCGACUAUGUCGAAGAGACGCUCGCUGCGAAACGGGGGCGGGGAUCCAAGCGGUUCCAGGCCUCCCACUCUUUUCGAAUUCGACCCACGGUGGCGUGGACUCUCACAAACAGGACCCAUGGGGUUCACGUGGCCAACAAUGGACUGCAAUAUCGGAAGCUGAGGUCGCGCAGGAACCACAGCGCCACGCUGCCGCCCGGUUGGUCGCGCAAUGGCUCUCAGUUCCGACACGAUAGCGAUGAGCUGACCGUCUUUCGAUACCCCAUUCCGGUCGAAGAUCCCCCGGAAGCGGGCGACUACGAAGCCCAGCCGGGUGCGGAUCCUCACCCGGGGACGCUGCUGUCAUUCAAGACUACAUGCGGCUUCUUCGAGGUCAACUAUGCGAUAUCCAUGGCUCCCCGCGACAAGCCCAACCCGCCCGUUGCGGUGGGCAAUAUCUGGAGCAGAGGUAACCGAUGGAUCGGCGAGUUUAGAGCACACGAUGCGUGGCUGGGGGUGCAGUCGUCCAACUACGACGGGGACGAGAGACUCGAGUUUGUGGCCAUUUCGACAGCCAUGGAGCGCCGAGGGUCGUACGUGUUCAGCGCGGACAAGUUUGAGGAAAACAUGGACGAGGACGAGAUCAUCGACAUUGUCAACGUGCUGUGGAUCGAGAAGAUUGCCGGCAUCGCGUACCGGCGGGGCAUUGGGCACGUCCUGCAAAAGGCAUGGGAGGCCGAGGCGUUGGACGAGGUUGAGGUUUUGCUGGGAUGA
This is a messenger RNA of Hirsutella rhossiliensis, 1953 nucleotides long. Its product is annotated as heterokaryon incompatibility protein (HET) domain-containing protein. NCBI's taxonomy places the organism in Eukaryota, Fungi, Ascomycota, Sordariomycetes, Hypocreales, Ophiocordycipitaceae. The transcript has a single exon. The record is from RefSeq and is a predicted model, not a curated record. Bases 1 to 1953 code for a protein of 650 amino acids.